Molecule: messenger RNA, 369 nt
Organism: Saprolegnia parasitica CBS 223.65
Lineage: Eukaryota; Oomycota; Saprolegniomycetes; Saprolegniales; Saprolegniaceae
Exons: 2
Coding region: 1-369 (122 amino acids)
Source: RefSeq, a predicted model, not a curated record
AUGUUGGCGAUGAGUCGCAUCCUAUUCGAGUUCCAAGAAGACGAGGUCCUCCGCGACUACUGCAUGUGCAACGACCCGGCUUACGGGUGUCGCGCCAGACUUGCGUGCCCGUUUUCAAGUGUGCGACCUGGAUCUCCAAAGGCCGACUUCAACACGAAGAUGAGCUCGGUCCGCGAGUCCGUCGAAUGGUCCUUCGGGCUCAUCAAGGGCCAAUGGGGCUACAUCAACUACGACAAGAAGAUCAAGCUUUGGCUUACCGCCGUGCUACUGACGAACUGCCGUACGUGCCUCGAGCCGACGGGCACCCCGAUCUCCAAGAACUUCAGUGUGAACCCUCCUUCGAUCGAUACGAAUCUCCCGCUUGAUUGA